Brassica rapa (field mustard) is the source of this 1811-nucleotide messenger RNA. RefSeq lists its product as uncharacterized. The record is from RefSeq and is a predicted model, not a curated record. NCBI's taxonomy places the organism in Eukaryota, Viridiplantae, Streptophyta, Magnoliopsida, Brassicales, Brassicaceae.
ACUGUGAAUACGAUCAGUAUUAUAAAUACGGAGUCCCGUUUUCCUAUUGAAACAUGCACCUUCGAAGAAACGAAAAAAACAUAACAAUGGCUACUAAGAUGCAAAUACAAAAAACGAAAGGUCCUAAUGAUCAAUGUGUCGUCUUCGGCGACUUGAAACCGUGGAAAAACACUUGGUUGGUUCAUGUAAAGGUGCUACACGCUUGGAAACAAUACAUUCAAUCCGUAGAGACCAUGGAAUUCGUCUUGGCUGAUGAGACUGGGCAAAAAAUUCAUGCUACAUGUAAACAGACUUACAUUGAAAGUAAGGGAAGGAUUCUGACGGUUGGAGCAUGGCGCUACAUCCGGAAUUUCCAGAUUACUCCUGCUGGUGGAGCUUAUCGAACCACAGAUCAUACCUGGAAAAUUGUUUUCAAUCAAAAUACGGCAGUUACGCGAUCUAAUCACGUUAAUGACGAGCUGUAUCUGAAUUUGACAGACUUUCAAACUGUUAUGUCUGGAACACUUGAUGAGAAUUUUUUAAUUGAUGUGCUCGGUCAAGUUUUGGAUUGUGGUGAUGUCGAAAACAUUCAGUGUACCGGGGGAAAACAACGAAAAAAACUUGAAUUCACCCUAAGCGACAUCAAUGAUUCGCGUUUACCAUGCUGCAUAUGGGGCAACUUAGCCGAGAAACUCCAUUCUGCAAUUAACCAAGAAGUUGGAAUGGUUACUAUGCUGCUCAGGUUUGCAAAGCUUGGGAGAUUUAGAGGGGAACUACAAGUCUCUAACGCUUUUGAUGCUUCGCAAAUGAUGAUCAACCCGUCAAUACCUGAGGCUGAAGCAUUUAAAGAAUUGAUCAAUGACGAUGACAAAACUCUAACCUCAUUCCAAAGUAAUGAGGACAGUCAAGAGGACAACAACAAACAAGUUGCUCAGUCAGUGAAGCGAGGACAGCGUGAUAAGUGGUUACUCUUUCCCACUAAGAGCAUCCACGAAAUGAUAACAUCAACUCAAGUUGAUAAAUGCCUUGUGAGAUGCACAGUCUAUGCCAUUGAUAUGGAUUGGUCGUGGUAUUACUUUGGUUGUAAAGCAUGCAACAAAAGAGUUAUCAAAACUGGAACCAAAGUUAAGAAACUACAUGGUAAAGAGAUCACAACUCAUAUUUGGUGGUGUGAGACAUGCAAAGACAGCGUUUUCGAUGUUUCCCCAAGGUUCUGGCUCCACCUGAUGGUCAGUGAUGAUACAAGCGUCUCGAAAAUAAUGAUCUUAGAUAAGGUUGCUAAUGGGAUUGUUGCUGAAUCUCCAGAGAAGCUGUUGAAUGGAAGCUGGGAUGAGCUUGAAGAUCCGACAUUAGUACCAGAUUGUAUUACUGAUCUGAUUGGCAAGAACUUCACAUUUGGAGUAUAUGUUGAGAAAGAGAAUGUCGCGUAUGGUUCUGAAUUUUAUAAGGUUGGAAAAAUCUAUAAAGAGAGAAUGACUUGCGUAUCUGAUGCAAUCACUCACUGUCAAUCUGAUAAGAUGUUGGCAAUUUCUAGUGGUGAUGAGGAUUCUAUCUACUUAAGUGAAAGUCAAGAAACCGCCGAUCCUGUUUCUACACCAUCCAGUAAGAGGAAAGAAGACCAGACUAUUGAGCACGGUGACCUCAGUUCAACAUCCAAGAAACCAUGCACAAGAUCGAUCAAGAUUGAGAUGGUGGAAGAGGCUAAUAAGAAGCAUUGAAGUGGAGAUUGAGAUUUGUUUUUUUUUAGUUGGUUUUAAAUCUGAGUUAAUUUAUUUCCCUUUGGCAAUACUUAUGUUUGGUGUUUGCUUUCAAUAAUUUCUAAAACUCGGUUA